Mustela erminea (ermine) is the source of this 2699-nucleotide messenger RNA. It is a transcript of the gene DPEP2NB, whose product is annotated as DPEP2 neighbor. Lineage: Eukaryota; Metazoa; Chordata; Mammalia; Carnivora; Mustelidae. The record is from RefSeq and is a predicted model, not a curated record. Bases 1682 to 2053 code for a protein of 123 amino acids. The transcript has 2 exons.
CCCCCCCCCACCUGCCUCUUUGCCUACUUGUGAUCUCUGUCUGUCCAAUAAAAUCUUUAAAAAAUUACAGAUUCCUGAACUCAACCAUUUGUCUAUUCUCUUCUGCCUUCCCCAGAGAUGCAGCCAUGUCCCGAUAAGCCUUCAGUAACCUUUCCAAGUCAGAAUGAUGUUUUCAGACAAAUAAUCUCUCUGGAGCCUUGGGAGAAUCUAAGUGGUCUUCUGCUGGCCCACCUACCAGAAACAAUCUCCUCCACGGUUCUCCCCUUCACACUUUUCCUCCUAGCUCUCCCCAAGGGCAGUCCACUCUAAUCAGGCCUGACUUCCUGUGUCCUCUAACACACACCACAUUAAUUCAGGCAACCCUGGAAUAGAAAGAAGAUGAUGUGGUUCUCAACCAGGGUUGCCCAACCUCUCAAAUAGUAGUCCUGUCAUUUUCUACCUCCAGGACACAUCCCCUUUGCAACUGCCCUGGGAAACAAGCAUCCCAUCUUUGUAUAUUCAAGGUCAGCAAGAGGGGGGUCCCCUCCUAAGGAAGUUCAUCUCUCAUUGCUAGGAGGUUCUUGGCUGCACUAUAUCCAAGGCUGCCCCAAAUAUGGUUCUUUCCUGUGGGCCUGAUCAGGCUAAGGGCAGAGCUGUCUAUUUCCUCCACCUCUGAGUAGGACCCAAUCAGCUUUUGUAACGUCUCUUCAGUUUGACCAUGUUUUUCACCCACACUUCUGCUGAGCCCACACUUGCUCCUGUCAGUGGUAGGACUGUUACUACAGUAUUUGCUUUUUGUGGGGAGAGGUGAAUGUAAUAAUUAAAUUGUCAUUUUGUAUUGUCUUUUUGCCAUGAAUUUGUUUUGAAUUUUAUACUAAAGUGGGCCCAUCAUUCCCACUUUGUGAAGCCAUUCAGGACCCUCAUUUUGCCUUGGAGCACCUUUAACCUUUCUCCCAGUGUCACUUUGAAAUGUGAUGAGCUUGUCCUCACAUUCAUAUCAGGUACAAAUUCAGAGUCCGACUUGAAGCCCUACCAUAGAGCAGAGCACUUCUCCACUACUUAUGCAACCUUGCAUAGUCCCCCUUAACCUCUUGGUUUAUCGAGUCCUCAGUUAUAAAAAUGUGAGGGUUCUAUGAAUUUACAUUUGGAGCAGGACAAGUUCAAGAAGAGCUUGUCUUUGCUUUUAUUUUCCCAGCUGGAACGUCUUCAUCUCCGCUCCCUGGGUCCAAAUCUAACUUAUCCUUCAGACCCACUGCCAAAGAGCCUUCUACACAAAUCUCUGCCUCUCCAGCUGUUGAAUACUUAGGGUCAGUGCCGUACAAACUAGCUGUCUCUUAGGUUAACCUUGCCACUCAAGCCCAUCGCAGAAUGUGGGUUUCCCUUGCCCUUUUCGGUCCCCGGGACUAUGCCAGCUCACAGGUAUGCUCCACGGGGAGUGUUUACUUCACUAGGCUGGGGAGAGAAGUGUGAGGGCCCCAGCAAGGUGCUUCUCUGCCUCUACUCUGCUCUCCUCCACAAAACCCUGAGAGCCUGAAACCUGUCCCUCAAGUCACAGAUUCCUUAUGUGACCUCACUGGGUAGUGAUGACCUCACAGGCCUUCUCACAGUUUCCGUGGCAGGGUAACUACGCAGACUGUGGUGCUCUCGGGGAAACUUUCCUACCAGUUCUCUACUGGAUACCAAUCUGUUUGGUUGCCUGAGAAUGUCUGACCGGAUCUUCUAUAUUCAUUCUAACUUGUCCUCUGUCCCCUGGGAGGGCAGCACAGCAGCAGCUGUGGCUCCCACUUCUCCUCCUACACCUGGUCACUACCAUGUCCUCUACCGAGGUUGUGGAGAAACCCAAGUGGGCUGGCAUGGGGAGACAUACUGCCUGGUUGGUGGCUACCGGACCUAUGGGGAUGCUCCUGUGGCCACCCCAGCAAAGGUGGAAGCAGAGAAACCAAUUCCCAGCCGGGCUCCCAAGAGACGUCGAGCUCUGACAGAGUCGGAUAAAGACCUAGGUUGCUCCAGCCCCAAAAUUCGGCGAUUGCAGCAUGGUGGCCGGAGGAUGGCCCCACAGAAGCUUGCUGGCUGAGCCACUCUCCAGGGAGGGAAAAUGUUUAACCACCCAAGACAGCUAAUGCCUCUUCCUACAGUGAACCCCACUGCCCAUCAUUGGAGAUUAGAACCUGAGCCAUUCUGUCUGAGCUUUCGUCGGCCAGGAGCCUCCUUCCAUACUAACUGGCUAUAGACAAGGAGUCUUAGGAACUGAGGCUUGAAAUGAGAGGCUGCUCUGAACAUCCCAGGGCUGAAACUGGCCUGGAAGAAAACCUUCUGUUUCUCUGCUCAAUACUCCAGAGUCCCUUCUUGGGAAGAAGAAAGAAAAGUCUGUAUUUUUUGAGCCAACAAGGAUCCCAGAGCAGAGAGAGGGUUCAGACUGGUAUCAGCAGGGGCCCAUCUAUCAGAUGGACUCCUGUCCUGAGUCAUUGCCAGCAGCCAUCAACACAAACUAAGAGGAGCCGGGCUUUUUGAAACUGAAAAAAGCAAUCUGUGUCUACCCAGGGAGCCCCCUGUCUGGAGUUCCAGGAAGCCGAAUAAAGAGACCCAGGAAGACCCACUCCCCAGCGCAGGAAGAAAAUGGAGAGAGUUGGGUGUCACCACCACUGAGGCUUAUGUGCUCCUUCAUUUCCAGCCCUUUCUGGCCCCAGGGGGAUUUCUGACUGUUCAAUAAAACGAUUUUG